GGCGUGUGUGAACACAUUCGGAGCCUUCUACUGUAACUGCACCAUGGGUUUCGAGGGUCAAUUCUGUGGCCAGACUUCUCUGGACGGCCCAGACACUCAGGCUGAGGCCCUGUCGUACGUUGGACCGGGAGAGAUCAUCGGCAUCGGCGUGUUGCUCUUUGUGGUGUUGGUCCUGCUUACCCUGCUGGCUGCAUUCCGCAAAAAAAUCCUCCGGAAGGACUGGAGCCGUGGGGAGGCAGUGGGAAUCUCCACAGAGACCAACUACAUGCUGCAUAAGACAGGCAUGGGAGCCGAGGGCAUCGAAUUCAAAGCUGUACGGGUCAGCGGCGAGUGUCGCGCCAGCCUCUACCAGAAUGACAGCGCAGGAGGGCCGCCGCAGGUCAUGGUGCGGCCCACAGCUUACACGCUUCCCCACUGCCAGGGAAUCCCUCGAGGGGAAACGGAAAAGACGGAGGGAGGGCUGGCCACCCUCUCCUGCCCUCCGCAGAUGAGCACCUUCCAGGCGGAUCCACCACACAUCCUCGGGAUGACGCGGAGAGGUGUGGCCGUCUGCAGCGUGGCACCCAAUCUUCCCCUGUCUUUGUCCCCGAACUCGUCCGAACGCAGCCCUAUCCGCAAACCUCCGUGGGAAGAGGACGACGACGAGGACAGUGCUAUGGAGCAUCAAGUCCAAGUUCUGGAGUGGGAAGACAGGGGUUAUCAGGCGGACAGAGAGGAAGCGUACAGAGCCGAGGAAGCUGGAAAUGCACCAGAAGCGGUCACCUGCUUCUCUGACAGCAGCACGAGCGAGGCACGCUCCCUCAGGUCCUUCCAGUCCGAUUCCUGCGACGACAACUCCUCCAUAGUGACGGUCAUACGACAGGUGAACAAUGCAGUGGACACCAUUGAAAAUGAAGUUGCAGGUCUGGGCGAUGUGCAGCCUCACAGUACCACCUCAAGCCCACACCUCCACUGUGAGGAUGAGAUAUGCAUGGAAUUCAUCAAAGAGUAUUUUUUGAAUUCCUAUCAAUGGCAAACCUCGGAGUGGUUUGACACGUGUCUUCCAGGACUGGAAUCACCACCUCGAGACCAGACCCCUACACCACCUCCUCCACCCCUUCCUGCUCCUCCACCUCCCCUGACCCCUACACGGCUGGGCGGCAGCGUGCGGUUGGAUGGCAGCACUCUAUUGCUGCAGACUGGCUACCCAUUACGACGAUACCAGGGCCAGAGAGAUUUCCACACGUCCCUAACGCUGGACGACAACAGCUCGCCUGUAUAUGAAGAAUACCGUCACCCGGAUCACUACGACCACGCCUCUACUGUUCACCCGCUGGAUUUUAGUGAGGGCCAAUCCAGACCCGACUAUCAUCACUCCAGCCAGUACCUGCUCUCUCACCCCCCUCUACUGGCCUGGGAGGAGCGCCCGCGUGUCUGGGAGGACACACACCCCUUCGGCAGCCAGCAGGAGAUCGACAGACUAGGCAGGAUUUCACUUCGGGCCCAACGCCUGCGUAGUCAGAGCCCAAAGACUUCUUUGUCUGGCAUGAGAGAGUAUUACUGACCGUUAUCUGGACGAAGAGUCCUUAAUUAAACUGAAAGCUUGUGAUCAUGCAACUAAGGACUGGACCUGAACAUGUGUGCUGAUCUGUCAGGAAUGGAAAAGUCUAGACUGUCACAGUGUCAAUCAUACUGUACACUAGCGAUAAUUCUUCACGUACUUCAUUUAAAGGAAUAGCUCACCCAAAAAUGAGAACUCUGUCAUCAUUUACUCACUCUCUUGUCGUUUCAACGCAUACAACUUUCUGGUGUAUAUCACAAAAGAAGAUAUUUUUAUCUUAUUUUGAACUAUUUUCUCUCUAUACAAUGAGUAAAUGAGGUCCGAAACGAUUGGAUAGGAGGUCUUUAUUUGACUUAAUUUGGAAUAAUGACAUUGCACAAAUAUCUUCUUUUGUUUUUUACUGAAGAAGGUCAUACAUGUUUGGAACCAUGUAAAGGUGAGAACAUUUUUGUUUUUGGGUGAACUAUCCUUUAACUAGAUGUGUGCGAGAUCAUUAACUCAUACUUUUCCAUGAUCGCAUCUGAAAAACAUGGUGAUGGGGUUUGUGUGCCAGGUAUGCUACUGUGUUAACUGAGAAAUGACAUAUUUUAUUGAUGGAAUCCAUAUACAGCAGUGGUUCUCAACUGGGAGGCCUCAGAAAAGGGGGACUCAAGAUGAUUUCAAAAGAUUUUAACCCCCCUCAACAUCUUUUUAAUUGAAAAAAAAAAAAAAAACUGGAUUCCUACAGUCUUGGAAAACUAUUUUAAAAGGAUUAUUUCUAGACCUGGAAAACUAAAUUAAUGGAAAUUAGUGAAUGCUUAAAAUGCCAAGAAAUAAUUAUUUUUAUCAGGUAGACAUUGAGUAAAAACGUUUUAAAAAACUGGAUAUAAAGUCUUAGUUUUAGUAAAACGUCUUGGGGGCUUUGAAUAUUGCUGUAGACAAUGGGCGACCUUGGAGUCAAAAACGCUAAGUACUGCUGAUAUUUAUGAGUAAAGAGGCCCACAUCUUCCAAGUAUGUCUUUGGGCAGCCAGUGUUUUACUAUGACAAUAGUCUUGAAGGACAGAGGAAACCUGUUUCAUUCCAUGGACUAUAUAGAAGCUGUGGAGAAAAACAAGUUCAUGUAAUUACAUUUUUGUCAAAGCUUCAAGCUUUGUAAUGUAUGCGUACUCAAAAUGAUUCCAGGAAUGAAAGCACACAGGUGCGUUUUACAUUAAAUGAAGAGCUGUUUAUGUAGAGCUGUUUGUAUACAUGACAAGUACAUAUAGUAUUUAUCUCUCAUUGCACAUCUGGCAUUUAAGUGUUUUGCUGUUGUUUUUGUGACUUUGAUUUAGUUUAGGAGGGAGCUUUUUUGACACUUCAGAAACAUCUGUUAACUGUUUACAAUGUUAUAGACUUGUAGUGUAUAUUGAAGAAAAAAGUUCUCAUUAAGGUUGAUUUGAGGUUGUGGCUACAAAUGGGAUUUGUUUUUCAGACUAAGCCUAUUAUAUCUCGGUUUUCCUUCAUCCCCAGUAGCAAUUGCCCAUAUAAUAUAUACAGUAUACAAAUCAUACGGAAAAUCUAAAUCUGAAAUUUUACUUGGAUUAUGACAUGAUUAUUAUUUUGUUUGUCCUUGAUAACUAUUUUAGAAAAUUUUAAUACCUCAUUUAAGUGCUCAUGCAUAGACUAUAUGGAAUUAUUAUUUGUAUAAUUUUUUAUUAAUUGUUUUUAUAGCACCUUUUUAGAGUCCAGAGCCAUUUUACAAGGCAUGAUAAGCUAAUAGGAAAGAGCAUGAAGAAUGUUUUAUUUAAUUUUAUAUUUAGUUUGUUUCUGUAAACAAACCAGAUAAUUUUUUAUUAAAGCAAUAAAUCGGAUUAUUUUAAUGGUUUUCAGGAUGACCCUGUGGGUCAGAGGUUUUGAUGAUCUGUGUUGUGCUCGUACAUGUCAAUAUUGUCCAUUUAAUGUGUAGAAAUCACCUUGUAUGUUUGAAUAGAAUGCAUUGUCCAGUGUAAAAUAAAGAACUACAGCUACCAAAAUAUAUCAUCUUUACACCGAUUUAACAAGGAUUACGGAGUAUAUCUCAAUAGUAAAGAUGUUUCGGCACAAAUGCACAUCACAUAAUCUUUUCAUGGCUAUACAGUUAAGUCAUAUUUAUGUCAUUCUUCUAAGAGAUAAGUUUCUGUUCUCUGAAAAACACACACACAGUUACUUUAUGCAAAUGUAUGUGAUUUGACAAUUGAUGAAAAUUUCUACUCCUAUUAAAAUCCUCCUGAUUGACACUUAAUUGAACAGUUAGACUGACGUUAUCACACAUAAUGAGCUAAACAAAUCUUUGCAAGAGUCUUCCCUGUGCACCACAGAAAACCACAACAGUAUAGUUGAAGAUUACAGCGUUAUACACAAUGUUCCAGUUUUUUUUAUUAUAUAGUAGUUACAUCAUUAUUUGUGUUCCAUCUUUUGUGAAAGAAGUGCACAAAAGGCCGCUCUUGUUAAACGCAAACAAUUUAAGACACUCAGAAUUUCCAAAUGCAUUAUUUGUGCGUUUAAAGAAGCAACUGUACAGGAGACAACACAAUCCAGUUGCAUGAUCCAAAGCUUGUUUAUGGGCA
This is a messenger RNA of Carassius auratus (goldfish), 4105 nucleotides long. Its product is annotated as protocadherin Fat 3-like. The coding region runs from base 44 to 1543 and encodes 499 amino acids. NCBI's taxonomy places the organism in Eukaryota, Metazoa, Chordata, Actinopteri, Cypriniformes, Cyprinidae. The transcript has 6 exons. The record is from RefSeq and is a predicted model, not a curated record.